Paramisgurnus dabryanus is the source of this 2006-nucleotide messenger RNA. It is a transcript of the gene caspa, whose product is annotated as caspase a. The record is from RefSeq and is a predicted model, not a curated record. Gene Ontology annotation, molecular function: cysteine-type endopeptidase activity. Gene Ontology annotation, cellular component: IPAF inflammasome complex; AIM2 inflammasome complex; NLRP3 inflammasome complex. Gene Ontology annotation, biological process: proteolysis; regulation of inflammatory response. Lineage: Eukaryota; Metazoa; Chordata; Actinopteri; Cypriniformes; Cobitidae.
UCACGUGUACAGGAACAGGAACAAGAAAGAGUACGUUUUGUUUAUCGUGGUGGUGCAUGCGUGUACGUGCCGAAACAAAAACCCUCAUAAGGAAACAUGGGGAAAACUCUGAAGGAUCACCUGGUCGACACAUUUGAUGAUUUGACAGAUGAAAAAAUAAAAAGAUUUAAAGCAAAAUUAUGCGAUCGGAAGAAAGAACCGCGCGUUCGUCGCGCCGCGACCGAGAGGAUUAAAUACUCAUUCGAACUCGCAGAUUUGAUGAUAAACACUUUCACAUCCAAAGACGCUCCUGCAGUAACGAUUGAAGUUUUAGAAGCUAUUGCGUGUAAUCAACAAGCGGAGGACCUGAGAGAAGCCAUGGGACACAGCACUUCUGGGGCUCAAAAUGUAGUUCAACCUGUAGCUCAACUAGUUACUAAACCCGUGGAGGUCGACUUAAAAGCAUCACAAAGUGUUCAGAAAACUGAUGAUAGCCUGUCAGAUGAUUGUCCGGUAUCAUUAGAGCUUACUACAUGCAACCAACAAUUUAAAGACAAAAUUCUUAAAGAGAAGGAUGAGGAGGUUUACAAACCACUGGAUAAGUCUGUAAGAAAACGCCUGGCGCUGCUUAUAACCAACAUAGAUUUUGACAACCCAUCCAUGAACAGGAGAGGGGCGGAGAAAGAUGAAGAGAACAUGGAGUGGCUGUUACAGCAGCUAGAUUAUGUAGUUGUGAAAUAUAAAAAUCUCUCCGGAAAAGAAAUGGAUGAUGUCAUCAAGAGCUUCGCUCAGCGUAAGGAGCAUGCGGAUUCAGACAGCACCUUUGUGGUUAUAAUGUCCCAUGGAAAACGGGACACAAUAUUAGGUGUCCAUUACGAUAAGAAAAACAAUGAUAUCCUCCUUGUUGACAAAAUCUACACCCAUUUGAACUCAUCGAAUUGUCCAGCUCUGCUUAAUAAACCAAAGGUUAUUCUUAUUCAAGCCUGCAGAGGAGAUGAACAUGGACACGUGUGGGUCAGUGAUGGUGAGCCUGAACAGCCAAAGGAAAUAGAGGGAGAUGACUUUGUACACAAGGAGAAAGAUUUUAUCUCUCUGAUGUCCUGCACCCCUGACACUAAAUCCUACAGGCACAUUGCAUUUGGAUCGUUUUAUGUUCGAUGCAUAGUGGAUGUGUUUGGGAAAUCUGCGCAUGAGGAUCACAUUGAGGAAUUGUUCAGGAAGGUUAUGAGACGCUUUGAGACUGAUGAACGUAUGAUAGGAUAUCUCAAACAAAUGGUGUGUAAAGACAGAGCAACACUAACCAAGCACUUCUACCUCUUCCCUGGACUCUGAAGUCAUACAAAAAACGUCUCUCUUUUGCAAUUAAAUACAGGUUAUAUAUAAAGAGUACAGAUGCAAAACCCUCUAAGUGCAUGACAAUCUUUUUUUUUAACCUUCACUUCUAUUAAAUUCACUUCUUUGGACAAAACUUUGGUCAUUAUCGUAAUCAUUUUGACAGAGGUGAUGUUUGAGCUCUUCAUUAAUUCCACAAGCCUGAAUAGACUUGAAAUACUGUACAAUACUUUUGAAAAAGUCUUUUACUAACAUACUUUUACAGUUUUUAGACAAAAUUAAUCCUAAACAACUUUUUUAGUUUAUUAAUUAAACUCCACUGUAUUAUGCAAAUUAAUUUGUAGGAAAUUACCAUUUAAAUGAUUGUAUAUUUAAAUGAAAUGUUUUAGCUCAGCACUUAACUACCGGUUUGGUAGGAUAUGUAUUCUAAGACUUUCCCUGUUCACAUUUAUGUAUAUUUUUUGUCAAUUAAAAAAAUAACAAAAUAAACAGUAAUUUAUCACCAAUUGUUGCUCAGUGGCUUUUUGUUUGAAUCAAAGAGAAAGUUAAUUUGCCAACAAAUCAUUUUUACCAAGAACAAACAAUUGCAAAGUAUUUUGGGCAGAAGCUGUCUGUGAAUGAGAAUAAGAUCGUGUUUUUAUCCAUGUUUGCUUUCUGAAAUGCUGCAACCACCAAUUCUCAUUAAGUGCAUUACA